UCCAAGAGAUGCGGUUGCACGACUCUGACAGCCACUUUAGAUAUCUGAGGAUGUCGAAGACUACAUUUGACCAACUUUUGGCAAAAGUGGGGCCUUUGUUGGUUCGUCGUCGGUACAGCAGUGUCGUCCGACCAUCAAUAUCCCCUGGCGAGAGACUGGCGUUGACCCUUCGCUAUUUGGCAACGGGAAACUCGCAGAUAUCGCUUUCUUUCAGUUUCCGUGUUGGGGCGGCAACAGUAUGCCAAAUUGUUAGGGAGGCUUGCAUUGCCAUAUGGAACGUUCUGAUGGAAGAGUACGUGAUGGCCCCUGCUACAGAAGACGACUGGAAGAGUAUCAGUGCACAAUUUUCUCAACUCUGGAAUUUUCCAAACUGUCUUGGAGCAAUAGACGGUAAACAUGUGGUAAUUCAGGCUCCUGAUAGAUCAGGUUCCACAUACUACAACUACAAGGGGACUUAUUCCAUUGUUCUAUUGGCAGUGUGUGAUGCUCACUACAGAUUUAUUCUAGUAGAUGUAGGAGAUUCAGGUCGCCAUAGUGAUGGUGGUGUGUUUUCAAAUUCAGCAUUUGGCCAAGCAAUUGAAUUAGGUAGCUUGUCAUUACCAGUAAGUAGGCUAUUGCCUGGAACCAGCACAGAGGCUCCAUUCGUGUUUGUUGGUGAUGAGGCAUUCUCUUUACGUACCAACAUGUUGAGACCGUAUCCAGGUAGGGGCCUAGAUGAACGAACGGCUGUGUUUAAUUACAGGUUAAGCAGAGCUAGGCGUGUGAUUGAAAACACUUUUGGAAUUUUGGCUGCACGUUGGAGGAUAUUUAGGCGACCCAUCAUUGCAGCACCAGACAAUGCUGUCAUAUUUACAAAAGCAGCUAUUGCCCUUCACAACUACCUACGAACCAAUGAGUCUUCGGUGUAUUGUCCCCCAGGCUUUACUGAUGCUGAAGAUGGUGCUGGUCACUUACUGAGAGGAAAUUGGAGGCAUGAAGUUGAUGAUAGUGGGUUGUCCAGAAUUGGACAAAUAGGAGGAAAUCGGAGCAGUCGAUCUGCAGCUGAAGUGAGAGACAUGUACCGAGACUAUUUUAUGACACCAGAAGGAGAGGUCACCUGGCAGUACCACCAUGUCAACCGCAAAGACUAUUAA
Messenger RNA from Corticium candelabrum, 1133 nucleotides. RefSeq lists its product as uncharacterized. NCBI's taxonomy places the organism in Eukaryota, Metazoa, Porifera, Homoscleromorpha, Homosclerophorida, Plakinidae. The record is from RefSeq and is a predicted model, not a curated record. The coding region runs from base 9 to 1133 and encodes 374 amino acids. The transcript has a single exon.